Messenger RNA from Meyerozyma guilliermondii ATCC 6260, 966 nucleotides. RefSeq names its product Rim9p (gene RIM9). The coding region runs from base 1 to 966 and encodes 321 amino acids. Lineage: Eukaryota; Fungi; Ascomycota; Pichiomycetes; Serinales; Debaryomycetaceae. The record is from RefSeq and is a predicted model, not a curated record. The transcript has a single exon. Gene Ontology annotation, cellular component: cell division site; growing cell tip; plasma membrane.
AUGGAUACGUCUCUCCUUGUUUUGUGGGUAUUCACAAGCAUAUGUUUUGUGCUACAGUUGCUUCCUAUAAUGUCGGUGCCUUUGACAGGAAAAGCGGUUGGGUAUAAUCUUUUUCUUAGUGAGUUCAAUGACCUCAAGUUUGGAGUGUUUGGAGUAUGUAAUAUCACCACAGACAUCUGUUCCCUGCCCAGAAUAGGCUACCCAGCCAGAUUUAACAACUUGGAAAACGCACCUUCAUCUAGCGUUGAUACAGGGUUCAUACAACUCCCCUCCAGAACGAGAUACACCGUUUCCAAAUUGCUCAUUGUCCAUGUGGUUGGAUUCGGUUUCAGUGUCAUAUUAUUCCUUAUUCUGGGAGGACUAGUGAUAAACUCGCUUUGGAACGAUCGACAAAGACGUCAACUAAAACAAUCUCGUCAACUAACUUCACCAGACGCUCUGGUGCACCUGAAAAAACUGAUUCCCAGAGCUAGGCCACCAAAAAAAUAUGACGGAUGUCUCGUUCCUUACCUCACCAUCAACUUGAUGUUAUCGCUCUUGUCAUUUCUUCUGACUUUGCUAGCAUUUCUUGUCGACAUUCUCUUAUUUGUGCCUCACCUAAGCUACGUUGGAUGGGUUCAAUUGUGUCCCGUUAUAAUCACUAUGGUGAUCGCCUGUAUGCUUUGCUUUAUGAAACGGUCUAUCGAGUCACGAAGACUCUAUGACAGACCCCACGCUAUCGAGUUCGAUGAUAUGAGGACAAAAAGAAGCAGUAAUGACUUGAGUCGUUUCUCAACGGCCAGUGAUGACGGUUUCUUUGUAUACACUAAUGGGUUCUACAGCGCUCAGAAACCAGAAUCUACUGUCCUGGACUCUAAUUUGCAUGAACCACGGUGGGAAUGGCAUAACAGAAACGACCAGUCGUCUCCUGCUCCUACACCAAGUGAAGAUGCAUUGGAGAAUUCGAGCAAUAGAACAUCGACCUAA